AUGUUUAAUACAAAUUUUAAUGCUUUUUUUGUACCACAACAUCUCCUUUAUCCUUAUGGAUACUAAUAUUUGAUAAUGCCAUAAUAAUUUCCUGUUGUUAAUUAACAACAUUAUAUAACAUAGACACAAACAUAAAUUUUAGAAAAUAAAUUAUCUCCUGAAGCUAAUCGAUCUAUAGAAGAUAUUUAAAAGAAAACUUACUCAGAAACUGAAAGUAAACUUGAUUAGGUAAGCAACUAAGAAGAAAUUAGAGAUACACAUAUUCAGACAAAGUUAGGAAAAAAAAUCCACUUAAAAAAGUCGUAAAAACCUAAUUACUUAGUGAAAUCUACCAAUAUCUAAAAAAAUUAUGCAAAGGCUAUUGUAUCUUUUGCAUGUCGAUAAAGAAAUCUAAUUUAUGAAAUAUUGGGAGAAAUUAGAGGCCAAGAAUUCCUGAAAUUGAUGAACCGAUUGAGAAACAAACUAAGGAAUAUAGCCCACAUAACUAGAUAUACUCAUAAUGAAGACUUUUUGAAGAUGUUUAGGAUUUUAGGGUAUGAUGAUUAUAAAUAACGACUCUAGUAAUAAUUUUUUGAGAAAAGACCAUGUCAGUUAUAUCUACAACUCUAAAAUCUAGUAGAAGAGUUGUCAUGUGGCUAAUAAGACUAUAGUUAAGAAUUCUUUACUUAAGUAUUGA
Messenger RNA from Paramecium sonneborni, 676 nucleotides. NCBI's taxonomy places the organism in Eukaryota, Ciliophora, Oligohymenophorea, Peniculida, Parameciidae. The record is from the annotation of a GenBank genome assembly.